CGGACACAUUGUUUUACGUGUAAUGAAAAAAAAAAAACUCGGAUGAACAAACAAAAGCAUGGAGGGAUUGAGCGGGAGCUGUCCUGCCUCUCACUGCAGUGAUUUUAUCCCGCACCCUGCACUGGGACGCCUCUCUGGGAACCACCGGACAGUGUACUCGGAUAUCCCUGCGCCACAGACCUCAUCGGGCUCAUCCCUGAGCUAUGGAUACCCAUUCGGAAGUCCAUAUUAUGGAUGUCGACUCCCAUACUCUCACAACGUAAACCUGCAACAGAACCCAUGUUCCUUCCACCCUGGAGAAAAAUACGUGGAACCAAGCGGUGGGAAACCAUCUGAAGAGCUUACCAAUAGAUCCAAAGAAUACGCUGUUUACCCAAGCUUUGCCAGCUCUUAUAAGUCUGUACCCGGGUAUUUGGACGUCCCGGUGAUCCCAGGAAUCAGCGCGUGCCCAGAGUCCCGGCAUGAAACUUUAUUCCCGGACAGUUAUCAGCACUGGGCACUGUCGAACGGCUGGGAUGAGCAACUAUAUUGUUCUAAGGAACAAACACAUUUUAACUACCUAUGGAAUUCCCAGUUUUCUGAUGUUCUGCCGCACCAGACCGAGAUGAACGGGUAUCGUCGCGGCCGUAAGAAGAGGGUUCCGUACACUAAGAUCCAGUUAAAGGAGCUGGAGAAAGAGUAUGAAGCCAGCAAGUUUAUCACUAAAGACAAGAGAAGGAGGAUCUGCGCCACUACCGAUCUAUCUGAACGCCAGGUGACCAUCUGGUUCCAGAACCGCCGGGUUAAGGAGAAGAAGUUCGUGUGUAAACCAACGCCAAGCAAAGUCAUCCAUGCUAUGUGAUUAUCGUCGAGUUGUUUGCGCCAAAAAAAAUUCUUCAUUCAAGUAGAAGAAAAACUUACGGAUCAGCCAUAUGAACACUUCUCUAAUGAAACAUGGCCUACUUUACAGUUUCAGUAGCCUUACAAUGCAGUAAUAGAUAUAUUUCCAUAGAGGAGUUACAACAUUCACAUUUUAAAGAAUGAGUUACGUUUACGUAUUCUGGAAUGCUUAAGGUCUGAUGAUUGUUCAUUUUUACUGAAGAAUUACCCCAAAAUACAGAUGUCAAUCAGCCCA
This is a messenger RNA of Pimephales promelas (fathead minnow), 1114 nucleotides long. It is a transcript of the gene hoxc13b, whose product is annotated as homeobox C13b. The record is from RefSeq and is a predicted model, not a curated record. Gene Ontology annotation, molecular function: DNA binding. Lineage: Eukaryota; Metazoa; Chordata; Actinopteri; Cypriniformes; Leuciscidae.